AUGCCACCGCGUCCCCAGCCGAAGCCUUCUGGCAACAAGAAGGCCUCUGUGCUCAGCAGGUCGCCGGUCCCCCCUGUGUUUGGCGGAAACGCCGAGAUUGAAGUUGUGGGUUCCCGCGUUGUUCGCCUCCUCCGUGAUGCCCGGGCGUCGGUGCGGGCGCAGCAGCGACCGGACACCCCGUUGAUUAACCCGUCUCGACCGCCGCUGAGGCCCGGCGGCCGCCUCACCGCGAUGGUGUCAUCCGCGCCUUCGGCUUCGUCACAGUUGGCGACGAGUGGUCAGCAGUUUGAUCGUGUGAAGUUUGAGUCAUCCUUGGAUGCGGCCAGAGGCAACCCGCAGCUGCAGUUGGAAAAGCUGGCAGAGCUGAAGCUCUGGCUGGCUAACCCCCACCACCACUUGUGGGGAACGACGCUGGCGAGAUUGCAGGGCUUAGUGACGUCACCCAACACGGAGGCACAAGUUGUGGUGAGUGCGGCGUCCGUGCUGCUGAUGCGCCAGAGCGAGCUGCGUAACAUGCCGUAUCUUCCUCUCGUUAUUCGGCGUCUACAUGAGUUAUGUGAAGGUGGCAUCGAGCGAGAGCUAUUGGAGGCGGUGCUGAUGCGCGAGUCUCUCAUGCAGCUAUUGCUUCAUUUAAUGAAGUCCGAGGAGCUGUUGACCACCCACACGAGUGUAUUGUGGGACGUGCUAGAAAUCAUCCGCAGCUCUAGCGCCAAGAGUGACGUGCUUUUGAGCCAGCUGGUGUCACUAGGCGUGAUUCCUGCGGCAAAUGCGGUGGUGAAACGCAUCUUGUCCUCCGUGUCUGAUUCACCCUCCAAGGCACGUUCUCCAGCUAGUAACUCACUCUGCGUGCUCCUUCCUCCGCUGUGCUUGCUGUAUCGCAAUCUCAGCACGCAGCAUUCCCAACUUUUGCGCAAGUUGGGUUCUCUCGAUCUACUUGUAGACAUCUUGGAUCGAUUUCGCGAGGAUGGAGACGUCGUCCAGGCGGCUGCUCGGGCCAUGGCAAAAACAGUUUUUGAUGCUUGUUCACUGGAACGCUACCAAAAAGGGACUCGAGUCUGUCGUGUUGUGGUUGCUGCUCUUGACGCAAACUUAGACGUGGGCGGGUUGGCUGUCAGCCGACUCUGCGGCACCUUGGCGCGGCUGGUGGAGGGGAGUCGGGAGCUGCGGGAUUGGCUUAUGCGGCAUCAUCAUCGGAUGCUUGUGCGUUUGGUGCAGACGUACGUCACCCCAGAGCAGUCUGCCGCCGCGGCAAAUGCGGAGCCCCCGUGCGAUGUAGAGGAGGCUCAACAGGAGGAUUUGCUGCAAAACAUCACGUGGCUUGUGGGGGUGGCUGCUAUCAGCGCCGAGUGUUCAACGUCCUUUGUGCUUGAAAUCACUCCACUCCUCGUGGAGUUUGUCAAGGACCUGGAUGUGCAAAAGUGGCAUCUAACCUUCAUUUAUACGCUUAUGUGCCUGAGCAAUCUCUCUUUCUUUUUUGACGCGCUGGAGAAGACGGAGGGCGGCAAAGAGGCGCUUGUGGAAAUUUACGCGACCGUAGGCCUCGUCCUUGCCGGGGUCCUCUUUGACGGUGACACGGAGGCGACGGUCGAGGCAACGCGUAUACUAGGGAACAUGAGCCUCACCAACAUGGGACGGGAUUGGAUGGAGUCAAACCGCUGCGAUGAGGUGUGUAUCGUGUUUCUCGGGCACGAGGACCCGCGGAUCGUCUACAACUGCUUUGGAGUUCUCCUCAACUUGACGGCAGCCGACGCCUGCCGCGUGGCCUCCGACCCAGAGCUGAUGCAGAUGCUGUUGCAGCACACAGGGAGGUACACACGCGAGGAGUGUAUCGCGGCUGAAAAGGUCAAGGAGAGCCACCGUUUCACGGCUGCGCUCGGCGGCGAUGGCGAUGGCGAUGAGGAUCGCGGGCUCAGCUACACCGAUCAGAUUGCCGACAUUGUAGAGAAGCUUCUUCUAAACCUUAGCGGCCUCCUCUAG
This is a messenger RNA of Trypanosoma conorhini, 1977 nucleotides long. RefSeq lists its product as uncharacterized. Gene Ontology annotation, biological process: cilium organization. Lineage: Eukaryota; Euglenozoa; Kinetoplastea; Trypanosomatida; Trypanosomatidae. The record is from RefSeq and is a predicted model, not a curated record. The transcript has a single exon. Bases 1 to 1977 code for a protein of 658 amino acids.